Molecule: messenger RNA, 1811 nt
Organism: Camelina sativa (false flax)
Lineage: Eukaryota; Viridiplantae; Streptophyta; Magnoliopsida; Brassicales; Brassicaceae
Source: RefSeq, a predicted model, not a curated record
AUGGUUUAUUUGCUGCAGCAAGUUAAGCCUCAGUUGAGUAAAGGUGAUGCAAUGUGGUGUUUGUUAAUGANGUGUUGUUUGCUCGACAGGACGGGUCUAUCGGAAUCAGUUGUUGAUUCGCGUCUAAAGCAUCUUAUUUAUCAUCCGGGUCUUCUUGANCGAAAGAAGAAACAAGCUAUCUUUUNUAAGGGGAAUAAUAGUAGUAGUAAUGUAGAAGGAGUUGAUGGGAGUACUAGUAGUACUGUGAAUGGUGUUGGUGGUGUUAUCGCGCCGGCAUUGUGUAGAUUCCAUGGAGGUUGGGGUUUUGGUAAUGGGAGAGGAGGACCUAAGUUUUCCGGCAACGGGCUAACAGAGCCAAAAAUGUCAAAGAAAGAGCAAGGUACGGCCUAUUUUAGUUCAUGCAUGAACACGUAUAAGCAUCUUCGUGUUAAAUUAUGGGUAAAACCAAAAUUUUGUUNUUGUGAGCAGCCACGUAAGUCGGGGAGUGAAGAAAGUGUCAGUUCAGUACUGGAGAAAUUCCGUGAUCUGAACCUUGAUGACAAUGUUGAUUCAGCACCUGAGGAGCUAAAGGAUGAUGCUUUGAUAGGACUACUUCAUCAGGUUCAGGAUCUCAAAAAGCAACUAAAGGACAGGAAAGACUGGGCUCAGAAGAAGGCAAUGCAAGCUGCCCAAAAGGUCAGCGAUGAACUGGCCGAGCUUAAAACGUUGAGGAGUGAGAGAGAAGAAACUCAACGGUUGAAAAAGGGGAAACAAACUCGUGAGGACUCAACCUUGAAAAAAUUAUCAGAGAUGGAAAAUGCUCUUAGAAAAGCUAGUGGUCAAGUUGACAAGGCAAGCGCUAUAGCCAGGGCACUUGAGCACGAAAAUGCAGAAAUCCGGGCGGAAAUGGAAGCUUCCAAAUUAAGUGCAUCAGAAUCUCUCACGGCAUGCAUUGAAGCAUCGAAGAAAGAGAAAAAGUCCUUGAAGAAACAUGUGGCGUGGGAGAAGCAGAAAAUGAAGUUGCAGGACGAGAUUACAGCUGAGAAGGAGAAGAUUAAGGCACUUCAUAGGGAUUUAGCUCAGAUCACACAGGAAGAAAAAGAAUAUGAGGCGAAAUGGAGGCAGGAGCAGAAAGCUAAGGAGCAAGCUUUGGCUCAAGUGGAAGAAGAACAGCGCUCCAAGGAAGCAACCGAGGCUAGCAACAAGAGAAAGGUGGAAACCCUGCGGUUAAAGAUCGAAAUAGACUUCCAGAGACACAAAGACGAUCUUCAAAGACUGGAACAAGAGCUGUCUCGGCUCAACAAAGCCUCUUCGACUGACACAAGCCUCCAAUCCAAUAACACCUCUCACACAAAGGGGAAAUCAGACAAGUCGAAGGGAGAAGCAAUGUCUAAUAAGCUGCUUGAAGACCUGGAUAAGCUUGAUGGGUCAUAUGAGAAGGAAGCAAACUGUGACCGGGAAUGUUUGAUCUGCAUGAAAGAUGAGGUUUCUGUUAUGUUUCUCCCUUGUGCACACCAAGUUGUUUGUGCGAGCUGCAGCGAUAGCUUCAUGGGCGGUAGCAACGCGACCUGUCCGUGUUGCAGAGCUCCGGUUCAGCAGAGAAUCCGUGUCUUUGGAGCGAGUUCUUAGUAUUAAAAAAAAACCGUUAUCUGGGUUUCCACGAUUAAUCACAGCACAGGUUUCAUAUUGUCUCUUAUCUUCAAUUUGAGGGUUUUGGACUAUUUUGCAUUUGCUUAAAAAUAUUUGUUUUGAGUUGUUGAAAGAAGAUGUUGCCUGGUUUAUGAUCUUCCCAGGAUUCACAAUGUAAGUAAAUAAAAUUCCACUUUCCCUAA